This is a messenger RNA of Moesziomyces aphidis, 666 nucleotides long. NCBI's taxonomy places the organism in Eukaryota, Fungi, Basidiomycota, Ustilaginomycetes, Ustilaginales, Ustilaginaceae. The record is from the annotation of a GenBank genome assembly.
AUGCCUGGCCUUCGACUUGGAUCCAUUGCUCCCAACUUUACCGCCGAGACCACCCACGGUGUGCUCAACUUCCACGAGUAUCUGGGUGACAGCUGGGGAAUCCUCUUCUCGCACCCGGACGACUUUACGCCCGUUUGCACCACCGAGCUCGGUGAGGUUGCACGCAAGGCACCCGAAUUCGAGAAGCGCGGCGUCAAGAUCAUCGGACUGUCGGCCAACGACAUUGCAUCGCACGACCGAUGGAUCAAGGACAUCAACGAGGUGGGCAACACCUCGGUCAACUUCCCCAUCAUUGGCGACAAGGACCGCAAGGUCUCGACCGAAUACGACAUGCUCGACGCACUCGACCCUACCAAUGUCGAUGCCAAGGGAAUCCCCUUCACCGUGCGCGACGUGUUUGUGAUCGACCCCAAGAAGGUCAUCCGCCUCAAGAUCAGCUACCCCGCCAGCACCGGUCGCCACUUUGACGAGAUCCUGCGUGUGAUUGACUCGCUCCAGAUCGGCGACAAGUACCGCGUCACCACGCCCGUCAACUGGCAGAAGGGCGACAAGGUCAUCGUCCACCCUUCGGUCCAGGGCGAGGAGGCCGAGAAGCUCUUCCCCGGCUACGAGACCGUCAAGCCCUACCUCCGAUUCACCAAGGACCCCUCGGCCAACUCGGCCUGA